GGUAUUUUCACAACUGAUCUCAACGCUCUGUUAAAAGAAUGCAGAAUAAUGUUGCUCUCCCUGCAGCUGUUACGCUCUGCGCACGCUCUCUCUGUCACACACAUUUGCUUCUUGUACCCUGGUAUUUCAUGGGCGAGACACUCAUAUCAUCACGUUGUCUGACUGCUUAUAUUGCCUAAGGUUUAUUUUCAAACUCUCAAAACGCGAGAAACUUUUGCCGUGGUCGGACGUCUCGUCGCCGUCGUCGUCGCGUGGUGGCUUCAGUUUCUUGAAUUUGAGAACUGUUAUUGUUUCUUUAGGCGCAGCAAAGGUGCGCUCAAGACGUACAAGUAGAAUAUUUGGCGACGCGGCGCCGCUGAAUAAAACACCUUUCACCAGUUCUCAAAAUUUGAAAUUAAAUGAAAGAAUCGCGUGUGUUUGACAAGAAGAAAUAGUGCGAAAAAUUUGCCAAUCAGAAGCCAAUACGAAAACUGUGAAUAACUUUUGUUUUUGCAUUUGGUCUUGUUUUUGCUUUUUGGCGGCGGCUGCUGUGUACGUAAAGCAUAAAACCGUUUCUCAUUAAAAUAAUAACAACAACAACAUUAACACAUAGUGUGUUGUGUGUGUGCGCGCGUGUGUGUGUGUGUGUGUCCGAGUGGCUGAGUGGCAAUUUUUUCAUCGUUAUUACUUCAUAACAGAGCGCAGCGCCCGCUGCUGUUCUCGGGCUCUCUCUCUCUCUCUCUCUUUCGUGAGCUGUGUGUAUAUCGCUCUCAGCAGCAGCCGAACCGGCAAGCAGCCGCUUCAUCACUGGAGGGUUGCAGCAGCAGCAGCAGCAGCCGCAGCACUCGCGGCCACAACAAAAAGGUAGCAGCAAAGCUUUGGCUAACCCUCGCUCGCUCUCACUUGCGCUCUGUCUAUGCUCACCCUCGCACAUAACCGCUUAGCCGCUAAAAGCCAGCGGAAUUUUAAUUAAGCUGCAACAGCGAAACCCGCAGAAUGCAGCAGGCGCAGGUGAAGCGUGCGGCAAUAACAGCGGCUGCCGUUAAUUGAGGCCAGGACCAGGACACGGUCAAAUGGCUUCAUUUGUAUGCAAAGAAAACUCAACCAAAACAACAACAACAACAACAACUAUUGAGAGAACCACUGAAGUUGAAAGCGAAACAAACUCAACUAAGGAAAUGCAGCACAGCGGCUAAGCCCUGAAGCUGAAAAGAAAACCUGAAGCGAAUCCACGCAUAAGAAUCGGGCAAAAGUAACUGAGGACAACAAAUAGCACAGAGAAGGGCAACAGGAUGAUGAGCGCAGGCGGCACCUACAUAUCGACGGCCAGCGUGGAGGUGCCACAGGCUCUGCAGGAUGGCGAGAAGUUCAUCAAAUGGGACGAUGAUUCGGGCAGUGGUACGCCGGUGACGAUGCGUGUGGAUGCCAAAGGAUUUUUUCUAUAUUGGGUCGAUCAAAACAAUGAGCUCGACAUACUGGAUAUUGCCACAAUACGCGAUGUGCGCACCGGACAGUAUGCCAAAAAGCCAAAGGACGCCAAGCUGCGCCAGAUUGUGACGAUGGGACCGCAGGACACGCUCGAAGAGAAGACCGUCACCAUUUGCCAUGGCUCUGAUUUUGUCAACAUGACAUUUGUCAACUUUUGCUGCACACGACGAGAUAUUGCCCAGAUCUGGACGGAUGGCCUCAUCAAGCUGGCCUAUAGUCUGUCGCAGCUGAACGGCUCGGCGAUUAUGUUCCUGCAGAAGGCGCACACAAAGCUCUGUCUGCAGGUGGACAAAAGCGGACGCAUCCCAGUGAAAAACAUCAUUAAACUUUUUGCGCAAAAUAAAGAGGAUCGGAAACGUGUCGAGAAGGCGCUGGACGUGACCGGCUUGCCAUCGGGAAAGGUCGAUAGCAUAUCGGUGUCGAAAUUUCAAUUUGAGGACUUUUAUAAUUUGUACAAAUAUCUGACGCAGCGUUCCGAGGUGGAACGUCUCUUCGACAGCAUCGUGGGUAACUCAAAGCGCAAAUGCAUGUCCAUAGCACAGCUGGUGGAGUUUCUCAACAAGACGCAACGCGAUCCACGCCUCAACGAGAUACUCUAUCCGUAUGCGAACAAUGCACGCGCCAAGGAGCUCAUACAGCAAUACGAGCCCAACAAGUUCAACGCACAAAAGGGCCAGCUUAGUUUGGAUGGCUUUUUGAGGUAUCUAAUGAGCGAUGAUAAUCCAAUAAUGGCGCCCAACAAGCUUGAUCUCUGCGAUGAUAUGGACCAGCCGAUGUCGCACUAUUUCAUCAACUCCUCGCACAACACCUACCUGACGGGCCAUCAGCUGACGGGCAAAUCGUCCGUGGAGAUAUACAGGCAAUGUCUGCUAGCUGGCUGCAGAUGCGUCGAGCUGGACUUUUGGAACGGACGCACCGAGGAGCCGGUCAUUGUGCACGGCUACACAUUUGUGCCCGAAAUUUUUGCCAAGGACGUGCUGGAGGCCAUCGCGGAAAGCGCAUUUAAAACAUCCGAAUUCCCUGUGAUACUGAGCUUCGAGAAUCACUGCAAUCCCAGGCAACAGGCCAAGAUUGCCAACUAUUGCCGCGAAAUCUUUGGCGAUAUGCUGCUGGAUAAGCCGCUCGAUUCGCAUCCGCUGGAGCCCAAUAUGGAUUUGCCGCCGCCAUCGAUGCUGCGUCGCAAGAUCAUUAUCAAGAACAAAAAGAAGCAUCAUCAUCAUCAUCACCAUCAUCACAAGAAGCCGAGCUCGUCAAUGGGCCAGGGCACACCUGGUGGCAGCAAUAAACUAACAACGGCCAACUCAGUUGACGCAGCGGCCAAGGCGGCAACGGCAGCGGCAGCAGCUGCCAAUGCGCAACAAGUGGCUGCCGCAGCGCAGGAAGACGGAGGAGGAGUAGGCGGAGGAGCAGCAGCAGGACGCACAAUGACAGGCGCCGCAAAUGGCGACAUUGUAAGCGGGGCUGGCGGAGGACAUGCGCCGCCAUUGCAACAAAUACGUCAGAGCUCGAAGGAUAGCACCGGCUCCUCGGACUCGGACAGCUCCAGCGACGAUGAAUCCCUGCCCAAUACAACGCCCAGUCUGCCCAGCGGCAAUGAGCCGCCGCCGGAGAAGGCCCAAAAGGAAACGGAGGCGGGCGCCGAGAUUUCAGCGCUGGUCAACUACGUGCAGCCCAUACACUUCAGCUCCUUUGAGAAUGCGGAGAAGAAGAAUCGCUGCUAUGAGAUGUCCUCGUUUGAUGAGAAGCAGGCGACAACUCUGCUCAAGGAGCGACCCAUUGAGUUUGUCAACUACAACAAGCAUCAGCUGUCCCGGGUUUAUCCGGCGGGCACACGCUUCGAUAGCUCCAAUUUUAUGCCGCAACUGUUCUGGAAUGCGGGCUGCCAGCUGGUGGCGCUGAACUUUCAGACCCUGGACCUGGCCAUGCAGCUGAAUCUGGGCAUCUUCGAGUACAACGCACGCUCGGGCUAUCUGCUGAAGCCGGAAUUCAUGCGACGCUCGGAUCGGCGACUCGAUCCGUUCGCCGAAAGCACCGUGGACGGCAUCAUUGCUGGCACCGUUUCCAUAACCGUACUCUCGGGCCAGUUCCUGACCGACAAGCGGGUCAACACCUUUGUCGAGGUGGACAUGUACGGCCUGCCGGCGGACACGGUACGCAAGAAGUUCCGCACCAAGACGGUGCGCGACAACGGCAUGAAUCCUGUCUACGACGAAGAACCGUUCGUGUUCAAGAAGGUGGUGCUGCCGGAGCUGGCCAGCAUACGCAUUGCGGCCUACGAGGAGGGCGGCAAGCUAAUUGGCCAUCGGGUGCUGCCCGUGAUCGGGCUCUGUCCGGGCUAUCGGCAUGUCAAUCUGCGCUCCGAAGUGGGCCAGCCCAUUGCGCUGGCCUCGCUCUUUCUGUGCGUUGUCGUCAAGGACUAUGUGCCCGACGAUCUCUCCAAUUUCGCCGAGGCUUUGGCCAAUCCCAUCAAAUACCAGAGCGAGCUCGAGAAGCGCGAUAUACAGCUCUCUGUGCUGACCGAUGAGACGGACGCUCUGGCCAAUGCCGACGAGGAUCUGUCCAAGUCAUUCGUUUUCGUCCAAGUAGGUGGCCAAAAGAAGGAGCUGCGCCCGGUGGAAUCGCUAGCCACCUCGCCGAAGCAUCGGGCGAGCAUUUCGAUAAUUGCCGCCACCAGCGUGGAGCUGCCAACGGAUCGCACCGAUGGCGGACGCAACGAUGACAGCGUCUCCAUUGUGGCGUCGGGCAUACAGCAUCAGCAUUCGCUGGAACAGUCGGUGAGCACGUCGAUUAGGCAGGUGGAGUCGUCGCAGUUCGAUGUGGACCUGGUGUUGGCCGAGCCGCUGGACAAGAUACUAGAGCACAAGUCGGUGCGCGAGAAGCGGCUCGAAAUGGAGAAGAAGCUCGAGUCGCUGCGCAAGAAGCACGACAAGGAGAAGCUCAAGAUCGCUGGCCAGAAGCUCAGCCCCCUCGAUGGCGGCAAGAAACCGAAGUUCACCAUAACCAACAAGCUGGUGAAGCGGCUGAGCAACAGGAGCCUUAAUUGUUUCUCUCCGUACAGCGAGCCGGGCGUCGAGGUGCCCGCCUGCCCCCUCGACCUGGGCGACAGCAGCGAGGAGAGCGCCGGCGCUGGCGAACUGGGCGACGAGGCCGCCUCCAGCAGCCUGGAGGGCACACAGGAGUCGCGUCUGCGCUACGCCUGCCGCGAGUACACCACACAGUAUCGGGAACUGCAGGAGAAGUACCACGAGGCCAUCUACUCGGCCGCCGAGAAGGUGCUCAAGAACUCGCAGACCAGUCAAAUGAAACAGCUGAAGGCCUCCCUGGACAAGGUCACCGGCGAGGUGAUGCAUCAGCUGCAGGAGGCGCGGCGCAACGAGGUCAAGAAUCUCGCCACGGUGCACAGAGAUCGCGACGAGCUGGUCAGAAUGAAACGCGAGGUGGCCAGCUCCGUCGUGGAGCGCGGCGUGGCGGAACGCGUGCGCCUCAAGCAGACCUUCGAGAAACGCACGGAUGAACUGCAGAAGCAGCACGAUGCCGUGCGCAAUGCGCUCGCCGACCAUCGCUCCAAGGCACGUCAAAUACUCGACAAGGAUGCGGAAUCUCGCAGCUGUGUCUCCAACAACGGCUUCCUGGUGCUCUUCCAUGGACCGCACCAUCAUGGCUGCUCGGCGGCAACGGCUGUUACCGGCGGCUCCGGCCCACUCUCUGGCAAUAAUCUCACACUCAACUUGGACGCUGGUGCAGUGGGCAGCGGUGGGGCUGGCCUGGCCAUAUCGCCAGCCAAGUCGCACAACAGCAUUACGGCGGAGAUGAAGACGUAAAAUGUGACAGGAUCGGAACGGAAAGAAUCGAAAGAUAGCUCGUGUUAUUCUUCAGUUUUCAGUAUUCGCGGCAGUUGUGUUAGGGAAAGAAAAGCAAAAAAGCAAAAAAACAAAAACAACAAGAAGUCUUCGUAGCGAUUAGUCUUAUAGAUCUAAAUAACUGUAACUGUAACUGUAGCUGUAACUGUAACUGUAACUGUAACUGUAACUGUAACUGUAACUGUAACCACGCGUAAAGGGAAACGCGUUUUCUAACUGAACAAACUAGCUAUAGUACUCGCGGGCAUGUACUAUGUCUAUCUAUUUGAAUAGCACAUGAACUCUAUGUCCAUGUGUGUGUAGUGUUAACUGUAAUAGGCGGUGUAUUUAUUGUGUAUGUGAAUGACUCAUAUGUUUAUCAAUAGAUGAUAUACUUACAAUUAUUCUAUCUCUAGACCGAACCUUACGGUUUCUUCCUAUUCGAACUACGCUGAAACUCUGAGUGUCUAAACCUUUAAGCAUAAACUAUAUAAUUUAUUUAACAAAAACAAAACCGUAGAUGAAAAAGAAAUUUAUAAACAGUUAGAAAUUUAUAACCUCACUUAACUUUGAGGUUAUGUGACGCAGUCAGCGAGAGAGAGAGAGAAAGACUCUCGCUCUCUUUCGUCUGGCGCGACGUCAUGUGCUCCAUUUCUACUAUUUAAUGUGGUUGUGUGUAUUACUUUUUAUAUCAAGAGUUUACUUUUACAUUAAUUAUUUAUAUACAAUAUAUAUAUAUAUAUACACAUAUAUUUAAUUUGUUGAAUGCUCUCGCACAAGAAUGUGACAAGAAUCUCGCGCAUUGUAGAACUUAGUGAAGAAGAAGCACAAGGCUAUGCCAACAUUUUAGUCAAUUUUCCUUUGGUUGGCUUCAUUUUUUUCUAGGCAUUAUACAACUAUUUAUUUAUGCUUGUUUUAGUCACUAAACUUACGACUUUUUUUUUAGUUUAGUAUCUACUCAAGGCUCUAAUAAAUAUUCGCUGUCGAGCUGUUUUUUUAUUUUAAGAGUCUCUUUUAUAUUGUUUUGUUCUCUUUAGAUUUAUGGGCACACUCUCCAACCUGACACACAUGCACAAGCACACGCACACACACACACACGCACACAGUCACACAGAUGACGCACAGCCUACAACACCAAAUACCAAAAUGGCGUACGCACAGUUUGAGCAGCACUGCGCCAAACUGUGCACGCUCUUAGCGACAAUCAAAAAAUGAAAAACAAGAAAAUCAAAUAUAAGCAAAACGUUUAAGUGUUGAACAACGUUCGAUUUUGUGUUAUUACCGAACUUGAUAUGAUUUUUAGGUAAACCCAAGCUGCCUUUUAACGAAAUCCAAAAUUUCAGCACUACGACACAAAACUCUUUACCGAAUAUAUAUGUAUGCAUACAUGUUAUGAGAAGAAAUCAAAACCAAACAAAAAUUAACAAUGCAAAUAGAUGAAAAUCUACAAGUUGAAAGUACAUUUCACUGGACGGCAAAACCACCUUAGAUGUUGUAAUUUCCUAUGCUAAAAUACUUUCCAAAGCUACUCGAGUAGACAAAUUUGAUGAAACCCCACGAUACCGCCCCACGACCCCGCCCAAAUUGAUGUUGUAAUUCGUGUCUGUUGUACGUAUCUAUGUAUGUAUAUCUAGCCUGUAACACUUGUAAGUCCAAUCCCCCAAAAAAAGCAAGCAAUACUCCAGUUCCCCAAACCCGCAAAAAAAAAAAAAAAAAAACAACUAGGUGAAUACAAUGUAUAAGUAUGUGUGUAUUUGUUUAUUCUUGCUGCAUAUUAGUCAUGUCUAUGUGUCUAUGUGUCUAUAUUGGUGUCUAUGAUAAAAAUCCACGCGUUCACGCGCACGCUGCGUGCGCUUUCACGAAACUGCGUGGAACUGCAAGAUUGGCUACAGAACUUUCUAUAUGUGUAUGUUAUAUGUAUGUGUGUUGCAAUCUAAUUGGCCCACAGAUUCAAAUAGUAGAGCUCCAAUUGGACUCCGAUUGGAUAUUAUAGGCUACAAAUUAAUCAAUUCAAAUAGUUCUUUUUUUUUUUUGGUGUUGUAUGUACAAAAUGUCCAUAAGCAUAAAUUACUCUGUAUCUGUGUGUUGUUGUUGUUGUUGUCGUUGUUGUUGUUGUUGUUGUUGUUGUUGCAGUUGCAACGCUUUUUGUCGAAAGAUUUUCAUUUGCUUUUCACGUUGAGUGCAAUUGCAUGCGCCCAUUUUCCGUUCGAGCCAGGCUUUAAUCCACAUUUGUUGUUGUGCGUUUCGUAAAAAUAAGUUAGUAGAGAAACCAAAUGAAAUAUUAACUGAAAGCAAAAAAGGUGUUAAACACCACAAAGCAAAGAGAGAAGAAAAUAACAUGAAAUUUAGGCCGCAAAAAAUAUAUUAAAAAUUAAAUGUUAUUAUUGGACGAUUAUUGGUGGGACGAUUCCCCCAAGAGUAUUAAACACAUAAAUACACAAAAAAAAAAAAAAAAAAAAACCUAGCUAAUUAAAUGUUUAGACCAGAUCGUAGCGCAUACCCCACAUAUUGUUAACAUCUGGAAACACUUACAGUUUUAAAAGCGAUCUCUAAAUGUCGAGCAGAAUUUAAUAAAGUUAAAAUGCAUAUUACAA
Molecule: messenger RNA, 7900 nt
Organism: Drosophila virilis
Lineage: Eukaryota; Metazoa; Arthropoda; Insecta; Diptera; Drosophilidae
Gene: Plc21C
Product: Phospholipase C at 21C
Biological process (GO): release of sequestered calcium ion into cytosol; lipid metabolic process; phosphatidylinositol-mediated signaling
Molecular function (GO): calcium ion binding; phosphatidylinositol-4,5-bisphosphate phospholipase C activity
Source: RefSeq, a predicted model, not a curated record